CGCGAGUAAUGUUGCAAGAAUUUACGGCGAGGGCGAGAAAGAAAUUGCGGAGAAAUUGUGCACUGGAAACAAACUGGAUUAUAAAUAAAAGAUUAUUAUAUUGUGUGUUAGGUGUAUUUAGAAACUGAGAAACACAAUUAACGAACGAUUAUGUCGAAUCCGGAGACCCAAGUGUCCAGUUUGCCAAUGCCGCCAGAGCGGUAUAUCAGCAAUUAUACAGAAGAAAAUAUCCGUCGCAAUCGAGCCCCACGUCCACCGCCGCCCCCGUCACAACAUGAAGUCUACAGUAUGUUUGGGAUCCAAUAUAAUAACGAUGAGAUGAUUCGCUCCUUGGAGUCACAGAAUAUCAAACGAUUGAUACCCAUACACUUUGAUCGUCGCAAGGAAUUAAAGAAAUUAAAUCAUUCGCUGCUGGUAAAUUUCCUCGACCUCAUAGAUUUUCUCAUACUAAACCCGGACAGUCCAAGACGGACAGAGAAGAUUGACGACUUGAGUUUGCUGUUUGUCAACAUGCAUCAUUUGCUCAAUGAGUUUCGUCCGCAUCAGGCCCGUGAAACUUUGCGUGUCAUGAUGGAAAUGCAAAAGCGCCAACGUGUAGAGACAGCUACACGAUUUCAAAAACAUCUGGAACGUGUUCGGGAUAUAGUGAAUAAUGUCUUCGCUGGUUUACCUGUUCUAGGCGAUGAUAGUGAGAAUGGUGGAGCUAAAAUUAAAAUGGAAAUCGAUCCAUUGGAGUCGAGUGCAGCAAAAAAUGAUCCUAGCUAUCAGCAUGAUCGUAUGAUGUGCAAAUUGGUCGAUAGCAUUGAAUAAUGCAACAACACCAAGGAGACUGCAAAUGUACAUAUUAUUAUUCUCACCUAUGACAGCAAAUAUUGUCUAUAUAGCUUUUAAGUACUUAGUUUAUGUUUGCUUUACGAAAUAAGAAAUAAACUUUGAUUUUGGCACACCAA
Drosophila willistoni is the source of this 950-nucleotide messenger RNA. RefSeq names its product mediator of RNA polymerase II transcription subunit 7 (gene MED7). Gene Ontology annotation, molecular function: transcription coregulator activity. Gene Ontology annotation, cellular component: mediator complex; core mediator complex. The transcript has 2 exons. The coding region runs from base 151 to 810 and encodes 219 amino acids. Gene Ontology annotation, biological process: regulation of transcription by RNA polymerase II. The record is from RefSeq and is a predicted model, not a curated record. Lineage: Eukaryota; Metazoa; Arthropoda; Insecta; Diptera; Drosophilidae.